Molecule: messenger RNA, 1664 nt
Organism: Tauraco erythrolophus (red-crested turaco)
Lineage: Eukaryota; Metazoa; Chordata; Aves; Musophagiformes; Musophagidae
Source: RefSeq, a predicted model, not a curated record
AGAUGUCCUUGCACUGCCGAUCUUCAAGCAGGAAGAACCGCAGCUGUCUCCUGAGAAUGAUGCCAAACUGCCACCCUUCCAGUAUGUCCUCUGCACAGCCACGUCACCUGCUGUGAAACUGCAUGAAGAAACCCUGACCUACCUCAACCAAGGUCAGUCUUAUGAAAUCCGUCUACUUGAGAAUAGGAAAUUGGGAGAGUUUCAAGAUUUAAACACAAAAUAUGUAAAGAGCAUAAUUCGUGUAGUUUUCCACGAUCGACGCCUGCAGUACACAGAGCAUCAGCAGCUUGAGGGCUGGAGGUGGAGUCGGCCUGGGGACCGCAUCCUUGAUAUAGAUAUUCCACUGUCAGUUGGUAUCUUGGAUCCCAGGGCCAGCCCAACCCAGUUGAACACUGUUGAAUUUCUGUGGGAUCCAUCAAAGAGAGCCUCAGCAUUUAUUCAGGUACAUUGCAUCAGCACAGAAUUUACUCCACGGAAACAUGGAGGAGAGAAAGGGGUGCCCUUCCGAGUGCAAAUUGACACCUUUAAGCAGAAUGAAAAUGGUGAAUACACAGAACACUUGCAUUCUGCAAGCUGCCAGAUCAAAGUGUUCAAGCCUAAAGGAGCAGACAGAAAACAGAAGACUGACAGGGAAAAAAUGGAGAAGAAGACCACCCAAGAGAAGGAGAAGUAUCAGCCUUCCUAUGAGACAACUAUUCUCACAGAGUGCUCUCCCUGGCCAGAUGUGCCUUAUCAAAUGAACAAUGCUCCAUCUCCAAGCUACAACAGUUCUCCCAACAGCUUCAACCUUGGAGAUGGCAACAGUUCUCCAACCCACCAAGUGGAGCUCCUGCCUCCCAGCAAUGAUCAUCUCCUUCCUUCUGCUUCUAUUCAAGAUGCCCAGCAGUGGCUUCAUCGUAAUAGGUUCUCUCCAUUCUGUAGACUCUUCUCAAGUUUUUCGGGUGCUGACUUACUGAAGAUGUCCAAAGAAGAUUUUGUUCAAAUCUGUGGGCCUGCUGAUGGAAUUCGGCUCUUUAAUGCAAUCAAAGGAAGAAAUGUAAGGCCCAAGAUGACAAUUUAUGUCUGUCAAGAACCAGAGCAAAACAGGUCUCAUCUCCACCAAAAACGAGAAAAUGGAGAUGGCAGUCUUUGUGUAUAUCAUGCAAUCUUCUUGGAAGAAUUGACCACGCUGGAAUUAAUCGAGAAAAUUGCAAACUUGUACAGCAUUUCUCCACAGCAGAUAAAUCGAAUCUAUCGGCAGGGACCCACAGGGAUCCAUGUAUUAGUGAGCAAUGAGAUGGUGCAAAACUUCCAAGAUGAAUCUUGUUUUGUUAUCAGCACAUUAAAAGCUGAAAGCAAUGAUGGCUACCACAUCAUUUUAAAAUGACCGUGCUGCACAGAAAGACUUUUAACAGCCUAAAAUUUAGUGCCUCACUGAGAUUGCUACAACCUAGACUGGAAACAUGAAGAACCUUCUGGUUAAAAUGCUCCUGUGAACUAAGAAUCACCAAACAGCUUAAGGAAAAACUUACUUUUACAGAUAUACAUUUCUGGUGAUGUGUGGUUUUGUUUUUUUCUUUUAAGCUGGAGCUGAGAACAUCCUCAAAGCUUGUACAUGUUUCUUCCUCCUUCCUCUCCUCUUCAGUCUUAAAAAUUGUCGAGGUUUCUGCUUAUUACUUAGAAAC